Messenger RNA from Toxoplasma gondii ME49, 2295 nucleotides. RefSeq names its product 5'-AMP-activated protein kinase subunit beta-1 family protein, putative. Gene Ontology annotation, biological process: signal transduction. Gene Ontology annotation, cellular component: nucleus; cytoplasm; nucleotide-activated protein kinase complex. Gene Ontology annotation, molecular function: protein kinase binding. The coding region runs from base 889 to 2052 and encodes 387 amino acids. The transcript is spliced from 8 exons. The record is from RefSeq and is a predicted model, not a curated record. NCBI's taxonomy places the organism in Eukaryota, Apicomplexa, Conoidasida, Eucoccidiorida, Sarcocystidae.
AUUCCGUGUUUUCCCGUGGGAGAGAAGCCUCUCUUGUUUCUGUGUCUGCAAACUUCCCCAGGGUUUUGUCAAGAAUGGAAAAGUUCGAGCCCUCCCCACCUAGGGGGGUGGACCUGUGCUGUUCCUGAGGAAAAACUUUUUCUUCCCGGCGGCGUCGAGUUCUCUCUGAAUCUUUCGCAAGACAAAAUUUUAAGUGUCUUUGCUUCUUGUGGCUCCUCCGUGGUCUCUGAAGAGGCGAGAAACUCCACAUUUGUAUAGACCUGUUUUCGCCCGUCUCGUCUCUUGGCGACUUUCGCGCGGUUGGGUCUGCUUUCUGUGGAUCUGUUUCAUGUAGCAGAGACAGUGAAAGGUUGUUUUUUAUCUUUUCUGAACUCUUUCAAUUUGUAAUCGAUGCGACAGCAACUGUCUGCACUGUUCCGGUUCCGCCUUCCUCCUACCCUGUCGACAGGCACGGUUCGAAGCCCGGCCAAACCGGGUUUCACGGGUAGCGUUUCCCCGUCUGUUUCACUGGAAACUGCCCUUGCCUCUAGUCAGUCUUGCCGCCGUAUGUUCUUCGUUCUUUGUGACGCGUUUUUCGACGGAGACGAGGUCUUCCCUCCACUAUCCGGACAGCAAAUCUUGUCUCGUCUUCUACCCUGAUGUUGCGGAGAGCUUCAGAUGCUUGUUGAGCGACCUUUCUUCUGAUUUGUCCCACGGUGUCCUUGUCCCCAUUCGUUUUAUCUCUUCCCGUUUUAAUCCUGUCGUCUUGGUCCUCUUUUUUCUUCGGUCCCUGCCGUUCUAUUCUUCUUUUCCCCGCUUCUUCUCUUGUCUCUUCAAUUGUUUUCUCGCUUCGCCGUUCCUCGCCCGGUGCGCUGCCGGGAGAUCGGGACGCUCGAGCUUCAGAGCGUCAUGGGAUCUCAGACGAGCAACAGUCGUCACGAAGCGCUUGGGGACGCUGAUCAGUCGAGCUACUCAGGUUUCGAAGCCUUGGGCGCGUCGUCUCUGGGGUCGGACGCGACGCCAGAGUUGCUGCUUCCUCAAGUGACCAUGUCAAAGCAGUCGGGCACAGGACUUUCUGGGGAAUCAGUUUCUUUCACGGCCGCCGCGGCUGCUGCGGCCGCAGCUGCGGCUGCCGUUGACGCGUCCACUCUGCCACUGUACUCGCGGCCGGAGCAUGCGAGAGGGAAAGGCGACGACGCGCAAGACAGUGCCCCAGAGGAACUCACGCCAUGCGUCUUCACAUGGACACACGGAGGACACAACGUCUUUCUCACAGGAUCUUUCAAUGGCUGGAGCGUGGAGCACAAAAUUCGUUUAAACAGAAGCGGCCACGAGUUCUCGUACAUCCAGAACCUUCCGCGAGGCGUCCACCACUACAAGUUCAUCGUCGACGACCAGUGGAAGUAUGCGCCGGAUCAACAGACACAAACGGACGAGCACGGCAAUGUUAACAACGUCUUAGACAUCUCUUCAUUUACGCACUUCAACUUCAAAGUUCUCCCAGAAAACGAGCAGGCGCGACGAGCAGUGUAUCACCAACGCGUUCCCGAGCCGUCGGAGUACUCCUCAGAUGCGCCUCCAAUUCCAAUUCUUCUGGGUCGAAGCACGCAAGUGGCGAGAGAUCCACCGCCGCAACCUGGAAAAGGCGUCCCCCUGCACUGUCUGGCCAACCACCUGUUCCACGACGCGCUGUCGCCUUCUGUCUUCGGCUCACACACGUCUUGCAUCGCUACAACGCACCGAUGGCAAAUCGACAAUGCUCGUCCAACUUCGGGACAGAGGUACACCACAUACAUCUAUGUGACAGUAAACCCUCUGUAUCCCUUCGCCUCGCCCCACGAGGAAGGUGACGCAGAGAGAGACCGUGAGGCAGACGCAGAAGCUGAGGCAGCUGCUAUCAUUGCGGCCGCAUGCCCAAGUGCUGUGGCAAACUUGUUGGUAUUUCGGGGACAGACUAACAACCGCAAACCUGUGGAUAGUUUCUGCGGGUCCCCGGGAGACGCCGCGAAAGCGGGGGAAAGUGGAGAAGAAUUCGCGGAGGAAGACGGAGAGACGCCAAGUGUGUCUUCCUGACCAAGCUGAAAGAAGCUGGGCCAUGUGGUCAUACUCGACAAACAGAUGCUACGUGGCUAUCCUUACUACCUGGAUUACUCUUCUUGCAAACGUCCUCUUUUUUUCGGAGAGUAUGUGCUCGAAAUACCGACGAGUGUGAGAGUGUGUGUGAGAGAAGGAUAUGUGGUCGCAGGCAGUCGUCACAAAACCCUCAACAGUUAGAACAAGGCACAGCCGGUUUUAUUCAAUGUAGUGUCUUUUGCA